Molecule: messenger RNA, 1449 nt
Organism: Cutaneotrichosporon oleaginosum
Lineage: Eukaryota; Fungi; Basidiomycota; Tremellomycetes; Trichosporonales; Trichosporonaceae
Cellular component (GO): nucleus
Source: RefSeq, a predicted model, not a curated record
AUGUCUUCCUCAUCCUGGCCUCCUGCUCUCAAGACUUGGGUGCAGGACUGCCUGUCCAGAGCAACAACCUCCGCCAACAAGGCGGAGGUCAACGCUGAACUGAAACAGAUAUUAUUCGACGCACACCGACUUGGUACAUUGCACUCGACAGACUGGUCAGCCAUGAAGCUGAAAGCACUUCAGCCCAAAGCCCCCAUUGUCACGAUAGCGCCUUCAGUUUACCAACAGUCAUACCCGUCUCUCUCCCCACCUACUAACGCCACCACGAAACCCACGCCCAAGAAGGAGAAGAAGGCCAAGAAGCGCAAAGGCGAAAUCACGGACGGCUUCCCUUCCGCCUACAAGUUUGAAUCAGAAGAAGAGAAGGCGGCGAAGCAGCGCCGCUUGGAGCGGUUCAAUAACCCGGGCCCGUCGUCGAACGGGGGCGAUGCCGGGCCACAUGCGACAGGCACAGCUGCAUGGUUCCCUAGCAGCAAUGGUAAUGGGGCUCUCAGCGCAAGACUGGCCCCAAGGCAGGUAGGACACAGCAAGUUUAGCAACUUUGGUUAUGAGCCCGAGGUCGCCGAGGUGGAUCCCAAUGUGAUGGACUGGGAUCAUCACACGAUCCGGGGAACAUCAACUCGACUGGAGAAGUCUUAUUUGCGCUUGACAUCCGAGCCAAACCCGGCCGAUGUGCGCCCUCUCCCCGUUUUGAAGCAGACUCUCACACUGCUCAAGCAAAAGUGGAAAGAGAACCGCAACUACGCGUAUGCGCUCGACCAGUUCAAGUCUGUGCGCCAAGAUUUGACUGUUCAGCGGAUUAAGAACGAGUUCACCGUCGAGGUGUACGAGAUCCACGCCCGCAUCGCGUUGGAGGCCAAGGACCUCGGCGAGUACAAUCAAUGCCAGAGCAUGUUGCGGCAGCUUUACGAGCUCGGGUUGGGGGGCCACCCCCUCGAGUUCCUAAGCUACCGUAUCAUGUAUUUGCUUCACACAAGGAACCGCAGUGACCUGGGGGUCCUACUGGGCCAGCUCACAGCGGAGCAGAAGGCUGACCCGGGAGUUGCGCACGCGCUUGCAACUGCACGUGCGCUUGCCACCUCCAACUACAGCAAGUUUUUUGAUCUCUUUCUGCACGCUCCCAACAUGAGCGGCUACAUCAUGGAUCAUUUCGUGGAGCGCGAGCGAGCACAAGCUUUGGCCGUCAUGUCGAAGGCAUACAUCUCUUUGCCAUUAUCGUAUUUAACACACACGCUGGCGUUCGAUAGCGACCAGGACACUGACGAGUUCCUGACGGGGCACCAGAGCGCGAUUUAUGUUGCUCCCGCGAGGGAUACAGCCGACCCAUGGAAGCCGAUUGCGCCGGUCCCGCUGUCCAAACGCGUGUGGGACGCCAAGAAGGCGCAUGCGGCGUGUGCAAGGGGCAUAGAGAAGUACCGCGUCGUUGAUCUCAAGGGGCAGGUCGACUAG